UUACGGGCAUUGGCGACUUCUCUUUUCGAGCUUUGAACUGGCGCGGUUUGUGACGGAAAUGGCGAUUUCUGACAUGGCCAUUUUCGGUAUGCGGUCCUUUAACCGGAUGGCUAGUAGAUCAAGUGUUGAGGUUGCCCUUGAGCAAGAACCUGUGGUCUUUCUCCCUCUGUACUUUUCUUUCUAUGAAUUCUGAUGAACUAUAUAUAUAUUUGCCUGUCGUAAGAUCCUUUUUUGUUUAUACGGUUUGGUCAGAUAUGGAAUUUCCCUAUGAUAUAUAUAGAUAUUAAAAAGGUUUCUGACUUAGAGUUAUGAGGGGUUUUGUCAGGAGUUGAGCGGGCCUGGCUUGGGUCCAUAAUUCCCCCCCAGUCGGCAGAUUACGCAAUUAGUUAACGAAGAGAACCAUUAUUUUGGUAUCAUAUUUAUUGGCGGUAAGAGCGUUAUCAUAAGCCUUAACAGUGAUGAUAAUACAGAUUGUAUUCCUGAUCUUGUCCGUGGUUUUUCAUUUUUUCGUCUUUUGGAUAUUUAUUGGCAGUAAGAACAUUAUCAUAAGCCUUAACAGUGUGAUGAUGAUAAUACAAAUUGUAUUCCUGAUCUUGUCCGUGGCUUCUUUUUUUUUUUGUCUUUCUUUUGGCCCUGCAUAAGAACUCUCCUCAUUGAAAUGAAAGUGGAGACCCUUCGUGGUUAGACCUGUAAGGAUAAUUCAUCACUGUUCAGUCUCCUUAGCUUUUACCUUUCCGUUUGUCAAAAAGCCGAGAAUACAAACUAUACAGAUAUGAGCGGCAACACAUAACUUCAUGUGUUUGUGCAGAGGAUGAUAUAAGCAAGUACGUUUAAAUAUUACUUCAGUUUGUAUAAUUGUAUUUGAGCUUGACAGACCUGGUUCUUCCCUUAGGAUUAGUACACUCCUUGUUUUGCAUUGAAGAAAGUUCGUAGCAUAGGUUUGAAAGAUGUUUCCUGAGUCUUCUCACUCUAUCCGUCCUUGAUUCCCCUCUCUCUCUCUCUCUCUCUCUCUCUCUCUCUCUCCCUCCCUUUUAAACUGCUGUUUUUUUCCUCUCCUUAUUCUGCUUACAUACUCAUGGCUCUCACGGCUACUGCCUUGCUGGUUCUCUAUUUCUUGUUAUUCUGUCUUCUUCCAAUUCCCUUCUCAACUACUCUGCGUGGGUAGCUUCACAUACUCUACAUGUCGGCAUCACUCUUGGUUCUCUCUCUCUCCAUCCUGGUUCUUGUGGAAGCAACCAAAUACGAAUAGGGAACCUCAUCUGUAUGUUAUGUGUGUGUUUUACUAGUCGUAGUUCUUGUGGCUGCAACCAAAGUUCCUGUUUGGUUCUAAAACCAACUGAGAAUGGUCUCUCUCUCUCUCUCUCUCUCUAAGCUUGACUCUAUGUUCCUUUUCCGUUCAAGUCUUCAGGUACACCAAAGUUUAAGGUAACUUUAGGGUUCAAAGUAUCAAAAUUUCAAGCCAUGCAAAGCAACCCACAGGCAACAAAGCCCAAGAGGUGAGGUACCUAUUUACCUUAAAUGGAAGAAAAGAAUAAUUGCUGUGAAAAGAGCCAAGCUAAAAGUAAAAGAAGCUAGAAAGCGUCAUCUAACACCACACCACCAAGAAUCGCUAGAGAAAAACGACAAUGGAUAUGGAGCUGGGACUGAAAAUCAAGAAGACCAGAGAGGCCUCCAAAAGCGCCAAACUUACCAAAGACAGUAUCCCCAUCUUCACAUCCCAUGAAACGGAAACCCUAUACAUCCUUGUUGGCUAUCUGUCAGGUUAUCUGAAGGGCAACAUUGGAAUGAUGAUCGAUGGUGGAGGAUCGCUGUUAACCAUCAAUGGCGAGAAGUUAAUUGAGGAGAUGGUCAUAGUGAAAUGGGGAAUGUACAGGAAGAAAAUUGAACCCAGGAGGUUCCAGAAAGUUUUCCGCAUUCCUGAAAGUGUGGACGUUGACAGGAUAAAGGCCAGGUUUGAUGAAGAAGAAGGAAUCCUGAGAGUUUUCAUGCCCAAGAUCAACGUUGGUGAAUUUUCAGGAAUAUGGAUUCAAGAAGUUGAUGAUGAAGCCGCUGAUGCAGGGACACGUAAUGUUGCCAUUGAGAUGGAAAAAGCAGAAGAUCUACAGCAAAGUCCGGAAACAUUUCCUGCUGAAGAUGAUGAAGAUGAUUACCAUGUGGGGGGCAUGGAAGGUUUUCCUGUGGAGGAAGACGAUACAGAAUCUUGUAGUGGAGACAAAAUGCAACUGAUGGAAGAGGAGGAGCAGAUAGGUCCUGAAGAAAUGGUUCGUCCAGAAAUUGCCUUCCCAAACGAAGAAAAGGAGGUCACCAACUUAGAAGACAACAGUGAACGUGAACAGCCAAUAAAAAUACAAACAGUGCCCUCCAAGCCUAGGGAGGACCAAGGGGUUCCACAAGAAAUGCCACAAAACAAAGGCAGGGUAGAUGGAAAUAAGGGAGAAGUGUGUGAAACUGUGGGAAAAGAUACAUUAGGAAAGGAAAAUAAAGGAGUACAGGCACCAGAAUCACCUGUCCGUGAUACAAAAUUGUCAGGAGCACCAUGUGAAGAAAAGCUUCAUAAACCAGAUUUACCAAACCCACCCUCAACUCAAGCAAGUGAACAGGAGAACUCUGGAGCCGAAAUUUCAGAGAAGGACCAGGAAAAGCAGCAGUGUGAAGGAGAAAGGGAAAGAGAGAACAUAGAAGAGAUUCCAGGUGGAGAUAUGCCAAGCAAGGAAAUGUGUGAAAUUUCUACAGAUGAUAAAAAUGAAGAUUUGCCAGAAGCAGAACAAAGAACAACCAUGAAGGACCAGUCCACCCAGACGCCAGUAUGGCCAGAACAAAGAACAACUACAAACGAUCAGUCUACUCAGACGCCAGUAUGGCCACGCAAGAGAUGCAACCUGUAUUCCCCUUGGUUGUAUGUAAGUUCAACGAUUGCACUCCUGAUGGUGGUAGUUGUGCAACUGUCGAAGGACAAAAGGAAGAAAAGAAAUGUAUAAAGAAAGAAAUGUUAGAUCGUGUGUGUGUGUUAGCGUGAGGAUCUAGUACACAAAUCAUUAAAGUUUUAAGCACAAAAGAUACUGUAUGAAAGUCUGAGCACCGGACAUAAUGGACUCCACUUCACUUUGCAGUUUGCAC
Molecule: messenger RNA, 3117 nt
Organism: Nymphaea colorata (pocket water lily)
Lineage: Eukaryota; Viridiplantae; Streptophyta; Magnoliopsida; Nymphaeales; Nymphaeaceae
Exons: 2
Coding region: 1626-2978 (450 amino acids)
Source: RefSeq, a predicted model, not a curated record